AUGAUAGGAGGAAGAGGAUCUAAGCCAGCUGUACAACUACCUCAUUAUAAAUAUAUUGAGUUACCUAGUGGAAGAUGGCAUACUAAUGAGCACUCAAUGUAUAAUAUAUCGUCAAAAAAAUGGAAUAAUCCUUCAAUCAUUGGUCAGUGUAUACCACCUGCUAGUCACUUCAUCAUUGAAAAGAUCAACAGCACUAGAGCUGUUCUGUUUGGUGGACGAGAGACUGAUGAUGAAUCUGAGAAUACUUUUACUGACAGUGUUUACAUAUUAGAGAUAUCAAUCAGCACUGUGACCUGGCAGUGUAUAAAGAAACCUGAAGCAAUAGACCAAUGGCCUGUGGGUAGAUGCCAUCAUGCAGGUGCUAUUAUUAUAACUAGAUUAGACUGUCCUAUGCUAGUGAUAAGUGGUGGGGAGGGUGAUGAUGAUGAUAUAUUAGAUGAUUGUUGGAUCUUUAACAUCACUCAACAUUCCUGGAUAAAGUUAGAUGUACCUCACUCUGUUAGUGAGAGAUAUGGUCAUUCUCUCUCAGUGUUCAUUAUGAGUCCUCAUUGUGUCUGGAUGAUAACUGUUGGAGGAUGUGUUGAUAGAACAGGGACACUUAUCACAUACCCUAACUCUACUAUGUUAACUGAAUUAGUUCUCAACGAUAAAAGAGAGUGGACAGUAGGUGAUACAUUAGAUACCAAUGGUAUGAAUGAUGAAGAAUACAAGAAGAAAUAUCAGCAGCAACUACAGACAGGAAGGAGAAAGCAGGAGGAGUACCAGAAAUUCAAUGAAGAGCAUAUUAUAUCAGUACAAUAA
This is a messenger RNA of Amphimedon queenslandica, 801 nucleotides long. RefSeq lists its product as uncharacterized. Gene Ontology annotation, molecular function: protein binding. The record is from RefSeq and is a predicted model, not a curated record. NCBI's taxonomy places the organism in Eukaryota, Metazoa, Porifera, Demospongiae, Haplosclerida, Niphatidae. The coding region runs from base 1 to 801 and encodes 266 amino acids. The transcript has 5 exons.